Molecule: messenger RNA, 3151 nt
Organism: Ostrinia furnacalis (Asian corn borer)
Lineage: Eukaryota; Metazoa; Arthropoda; Insecta; Lepidoptera; Crambidae
Gene: adp
Product: WD and tetratricopeptide repeats 1
Exons: 14
Coding region: 259-2292 (677 amino acids)
Biological process (GO): negative regulation of fatty acid biosynthetic process
Cellular component (GO): cytoplasm; Cul4-RING E3 ubiquitin ligase complex
Molecular function (GO): protein binding
Source: RefSeq, a predicted model, not a curated record
CACAUUUGACAGUUUGCUUUCGUUUUCUUCACGAAAUUAACUUGUCUUCGUCUAGAAAAAAUCUUUUUGUUCAUUGUUAUUUGUUUGUUAGCCGUGUAGAUUGCUCAUUAAAGUGUUUCUCUGUGUAUCUACAAUUAGUUAAUGUCUCCUAAUGUGUUGUAAAAUGUCGUGCACUAUAAAUAGCAUAGCUCGCAGUUAGUUGUAAUUUGGUCUGAUUGUGAUGGUUGAUCAGACAUAUUGACUAGUUACUGAGCAAAUAUGGGUCGACGAGAGGAGCCCGCCUGGAAGAGGGGGAUAGUGGGGCUGUCCAUGGCCCGCGAGCGCGGCGACAUCCAGAAACAGUUCCAGCAUCGAUUGACGGUGACACGGGACACCAUCGAGAGACUGGGUCAUGAAGCUACGCUUCACGGGCAUAUGGGCUGCGUGAACUGCCUCGAGUGGAAUAAGGACGGAUCUGUGCUGGCUUCGGCAUCUGACGAUCUCCACAUCAUUUUGUGGGACCCCUACCGCCACAAAAAGAUUCACAAAAUCACUACAGGACACACUGGCAACAUUUUCUCAGUGAAGUUCCUAACUCCAGACAUCCUAGCAACAUGCGCGGCGGACGGAAUGGUGCGCGCUCGCAGCGUGUCCACUGGGACAUCUCUUCUUGAGUGCUCCUGCCACUGCGGCCGCGUCAAGCGCCUGGCCACCUCACCAGAGAACCCUAGUAUCUCCUGGUCAGCCGGGGAGGACGGGCUCAUCCUGCAACACGACAUGCGCCUGCCGCACCGAUGCAACGCAGACUCCAGCAACGUGCUGGUCAACCUUUUGAACCACAUGGGUCGUUACGCCGAGGCCAAGUGUGUGGCGGUCAACCCGCGCCGCGCUUACCAGUUGGCUGUGGGGGCCAAUGACUUCUACGUGCGACUGUAUGACACACGGAUGAUCAAGCUGGCCCGGCUGCAGGUUAGCGAGAACUGCCAGGGCGGCGGGUCGUCGUCGCGCAUGAUGUGGGAGCGGCAGAACGUGCGCUGCGCGCGCGCCGGCGCCGGCGACCCCGACAACAACGUGCCGCGCGCCGCCGUGCACUACUUCGCGCCCGGUCACCUAACGAUGGAAACUGGUGAGCAGCCGUUCCCCAAGAAAGCCACGACCUACGUGGCCUUCAGCCACGACGGCAACGAGCUGCUCGUCAACCUGGGCUCCGAGCAGGUGUAUCUCUACGACAUCAACUCCGCCCGGCGUCCGAUGUUAGUGGAGAGCUUCAUCAUCCAACACAACCACGGCGUACGCGACCGACCGCGCAACGGCCACGCGCGCGCCGCCACGCCCCACGCCACGCCCCAAGCAGGCCCCGCGUCCGACCCGCCCAUGCCGGACCGAGUCAAACAUCUGAAAGAGCUGUUUCUGGCUUUCCAGGCGAACGAUCACGUGAAGAAUGCUGACUACGAGGCGGCCAUUCAGCUGUACAACCGCGCCAUAGCCGACUGCCCACGCUGCGCCGUGCUGUAUUCCAACCGCGCCGCCGCGCUCAUGCGCCGAGGAUGGUCGGGUGAUAUCUACGCAGCUAUCCAGGAUUGCUACCGCGCGAUCAAGCUGGACCCCGGGCACGUGAAGUCGCACUUCCGACUCGCUAAGGGCCUGAUGGACAUGAAACGAGCGAGAGAGGCGCACGAAUGUUUGCUUUAUUUCAAGGACAAAUUCCCCCGGCAUUCUGGGAGCCACGCGGUUUUUCUGCUGCAGAAGGAUAUUAAUGUAGCCCUCGAAGGGAUGGAACAGCCUCACCCGGAUGAAGUUCCAGAAGCGAACACAAAGAACUCCGGCGAGACCGACGAGAGCCAUAAUACCAGCGUAUUAGAGCGCCAGCUGCGAGCGUCUGCUUUGGACUACAGCCAGCGGUUCUUGGGCCAUUGCAACACCACCACCGAUAUCAAGGAGGCCAGCUUCCUCGGGCCCAACGCAGAAUAUAUUGCUGCUGGCUCCGACGACGGCUGCCUGUUCAUCUGGUGCCGGCGCUCCGGCAACAUCGUGCGGGUCCUACGCGGCGACGAGUCCAUCGUCAACUGCGUCCAGCUGCACCCAGCCUGCUUCCUGCUCGCCACCAGCGGCAUCGAGGCCGCGGUCCGCCUGUGGAGCCCGCAGCCAGAGGACGGGAACGAAGAGAGCCGUGUAGUGGAGGACACGCUGGGAGCGGCCUACGCCAACCAGCGCCGCAUGCGCUCCGACCCCUUCGAGGCCAUGCUGUUAAAUAUCUCCUUUGCUGGGAACCCCGACCGAGAGCUGCAGGCUCAAGCCUGCAGGCCUUCAUAGGCAAUGAUCAGCACACGGCAUUUUGUGUCCGGCAGGGUGCCCUCGCGAGGCCCACAACUCAUCAGUCAUUUGUACAUAGUCUUACAUGGAAGUGAAUGCUAGUUCUGACGCACACUCCUUAAAUAUUUGACAGUCACAUUACAGCUGUCAUUCUGACAGAUGACAAGGAAUACAGAGAAAAAGUGUGCGCCUCAGAACAAGCAAUCGAUUGUUUAUUCUCCUUAAAAUUAUAUUAUUUCCAAUGGGGAGUAAGUUUUUGUUUCAACACGAGUGCAGUUCGUAUGAUGGUGCCAAGGUUUAUUACUUUAAAUUUUAAUAAACGGUUAUUUAUCUGAUUUAAUAUGCAGUAGUGCGAUAUGAUCAAGUGUUAGGCGAUCUUUAUAUUUAAGUAUUUUUUUACGGACUGAAUAUGAUGGAGAGCUAAAGACGUUUCUCCCGUCUAGCAAAUGAAAAGGCGUAUUAAAAAGUAACGGUUUUUAUUCAAUGAUGUCAGUAGCCAAAGCCACUUAGAUCAUAGUAUUUGUCGUCUAGAUUAUAUCGUCAAUAAAAAAGAUAUAAAAUAUAUAAACUCUGAAGCUUUUAGAGAAAAAUAUAACUAUAUUUAUAUCCAUGAAUGUUUUUAGAUUUAAGAAUACGCAUAUCCAAUUAUUAUUAAAAUAGUAUGAAUGUUAACGAUGCAUAAUAAAAAUAGUUAAAAUAGUCAAUAUUAAUUACCGGUAUACUGGCCCAGCGCACUGCCUCAUUGCCUUGCCCGAUCCUAUUGACAUCAUUGAAUUCAGUGCGAUUUUAUUAAACCUUGUAAGGUAUAACUUCGAUACAUGAUCACGAGAUAGUGUACGAAUGAGGGUUACCGUUUUAU